Messenger RNA from Paramecium pentaurelia, 2511 nucleotides. Lineage: Eukaryota; Ciliophora; Oligohymenophorea; Peniculida; Parameciidae. The record is from the annotation of a GenBank genome assembly.
AUGCAAAAUAGAAUAACUAAUGGCAAUCAAAACUAUAAAAUAUUUGCCAGAGUAAGGCCAAUUGAUUAUUAAUAGAAGAUGGUUGACUUUACUAAUGAAAGUGUAUCAAUAAGAGUAUUAGAAUAAUAAUUUAUUUAAGGAUCCAACUAAUAAAAAUGCAGAAAGCAAGAUUGUUUCUUUUUCUUCAGUUUGCUCUACAUAAGAACAUGCCUUUAAAGUAACUGAACCUAUGUUAUAAAAAUUAAUUGAAGGUCACAAUUCUUGUGUUUUGAGUUAUGGAUAAACUGGAAGUGGGAAGAGUUAUACAUUAUUUGGUUAAGAAGGUGAAGAAAACAAGCCAGAUAAAAAGGGUAUUAUAACUAGAGCUGUCGAAUAUCUUCUAUCUAAAUCAUAAGAAUUUGAAGAGAUUCGAGAAUUUGUAAUAACUGCUAGUAUGGCUGAAUUAUUUUUGGAUUAAGUGAGAGAUUUGGGUAAGGCAUAUCAAUCCCGUUAAUAGGUUAAUACGAAUCAAAUACUUUAGAAUUACGAAAAUGAAAAUCUCACUAUAUAUGAAAAUUCAAAUGGAUAGAUAAUGAUUAAAGAUCUUACUUAAAUAUCUAUAAGUUCAGCUUAAGAAUUGACAGAUAUGAUAUAAAUUGGAUUUUAAUUAAGAGAGAAAUUAGAACAGUAAAGUAAAUAAUUUGGAUCAAAGUGUCAUACUAUUAUCACUUUGAAUUUAGUUUAAAAAGAUAAGGAAAAUGGGAACUAAUAAUUUAUGAAUGCAUUCAUAUAGUUUGUAGAUUUGGCAGGAUCUGAAAGAAUAGCAAAAAGUUUAACAUAAGAAGGAUAAUUCUAGGAGGCUAUUUUAAUUAAUUAGAGUUUAACUGCCUUAUCUAAAUGUUUGACUGCAAUAUCUUAAAUGAAUUCUAAAAAUAUUCCAUAUAGAGACUCAAAGUUAACAAGAAUUUUAUAAAAUUGUCUAAAUAGUUAAAGUUAAGUGGCUUUAAUAGUACAUAUUAAUCCAAAUGAAAAUAAUUUUGAAGAAUGCCUAUCAGCUUUAUAAUAUGCAGAAAGGACAAAAGGAGUAGCAGCAGCUCAACCUAUUGAUGAUAAUCCUAAUUAACCAGGUCCUUUUCCUGGUUAAGAUAAAUUGAUUAAGAAAUUGUAAGAUGAAAAUACUGAAUUGAAAUCAAAGAUAGAUUUUAUAUAAAAAGAACAUAGAACAAAAUUAUCAGAAAUCUAAAAUUUAUUAGGAAUAGAUGUAGAUUUAGAAAAACUCUUUAUUCAUGGAGGUGCUCAAGAAUUAUAGAAAUACAAAAUUUAGAAGGAUGCUAUGUAGAAAGUAGAGACUCUUUAGAAUUAUUUAAAAGAAGCAGAUUAAAUGAUUGAUAAAAUGUAGAAAGAGAAGGAAUGGAUGAAAAAGGAAGAGAAUAACAAAUUAGAAAGAUUGUAAUGCAGGAAUAUUUAAUUAACUGAAGAAAUAAAAAAAUUGAGAGAAUAGUAGGCAGAAUACAAAUAAUAAUUAGAAUAAAUAGAAUAAGAAAAAAAUGAUAAAGUAUUAGAAACAGUGAAAAAAAAAUUAAAAGAACAUUAAGAAGUGAUUGAAAAGAAAGUUAAUGUUAUUAUAAAUUUACCUUAAGCUAUUUAAGCAAAAACUUAAGAAGUUCAUAAACAUGAAGAUAUUAAAAGAAUGGCAAAAUUUGAAUUAGAAAAAGAGUAAGAAUUAUUAUUAUAAAUUAGGUAUAAAUAAUAAAUGGACAAUUUAAAAACAGAGUAUUCAAAGUUUUUAUAAGAUAGUACAGAUUAAUAUGAAAAAUAUUUAAAAAAGAAAAAUGAAGAAAUAGAUCACUUUAUUCAUUAAUUCAAAAAAUAUUAAGAAAAAAAGAAGUAAUUCAUUUUUUUAUAAAUGUUAUAGAAUGUAAAUUAGAGAUAUGAAAUCAGAGUUAUUUGAAUUAUAUGAUAUAGUCAUGAAGGCCUUUAGAGUUAUAGAGAAAAUAGAAAAUGGAGCAUAUAGUUCAGGAAUAAGAUCAUUUAAUAUUCCAGCAAUGGAUAAACCUCAUAUUCCUACCAGAAACAAAUUUAAAAAGUAUAUUUUUAUCUUAAUUCUUAAGUCUCUUUAAAUAUCUAGAUUCAAAAAGUUUAAAGAAUACUAAAGAAUAUGAAAUCAAAGAAAAAAUUAAUUUAAAGCCUUUACAGAUAUCAUAGUUUUUGGAACAUAACAAUAUCAAAAUGAAUCUCUUAGACAUGCAAGAACCUACUUUAAGGUAGUUCGCAAGCAUGAUAAGAGAUGAAUUAAUCUAAGUUUUAGCUAGGGAAAAAGAAUUAUAGAAAAGAGUAAUUUAAUUAGAGAUUCUGCAAUCAAAUAAUGAUCUCAACACUUUGAUCAAAGAAAGAGAUGAAUAUAAAUAACUUUAUUUGCAAGAAGUCAAAAAAUUAAAUUAAUCAAAAAGAAUAAUCUCUGGUAAAUCUGGAUCUCAUCCAAAUGUUUUGAUAAGACCUUUAACUUAGUAGAAUUCACGAUAUAAACUAUGA